AUGCCAAUAAUAAUUAAUGUGGGUGGCAGAAAAAGUGACAGUGUGUUGCCAAGCACUAGUAAUCAGUUGAAAACAGAAAAUGUUAAUGAGAUACCAAUUGCUCAUCGAAAACAAUCACAUAGGAUAACACGCGUAUCAAAAUUAGAAGACGCUAAUGAGACAAAAAACAAAAACGAUGAUGUUCUUCCAAAACAACCAUCACAUCACAUAACACGUGUACCGAAGCAAUUAUUAACUAAAUCCGAAUCAUCUUCUGAACAACAACAACCUGCAUUGAACAGCAUUGAUACAUCAAUUGUUCAUCGAAAACAAUCACAUAGGAUAACACGCAUAUCAAAAUUAGAAGAUGCUAAUGAGACAAAAAACAAAAACGAUGAUGUUCUUCCAAAACAACCAUCACAUCACAUAACACGUGUACCGAAGCAAUUAUUAACUAAAUCCUAUGCACCAUCAGCACAACUAAAUGAUAUAGUUUUACAAGAUGUACACGAUUUACAUAGUGAUAUUGGAACUUCAAUUACCUUGAAACAAAAUGUAAUGGAUCAUCAACGACCUCCACGUCUACAACAAGUUCAACUUCAAGUUCAAGUACAAGUACAACAAGUUCAACUUCAAGUACAAGUACAAGUACAACAAACGACGAGUAACAACAUUCAUGUCAAAUCCGUCUUACCGGAAAUUGAUGAGGGUAAACGUGACCUUAAUCGAUCUGACUUUAAAACAUUAUGCACGGAUGCAUUAGAUAAUUCGUCGUUAGUGGCUUAUUUUCCAUUCGAUUCUCCCUCUCCUUUGAGUUAUGUUGGUUCAACUGGUUUAACUACUACCGACAGCGGUCAAACGACAGUUCCUGGUCAUGUUAAUGACGCAUUAUCAUUCACAGGAUCAACAAGUUCUUAUUUUCAAAUUGGUAAUCUUGGUGUAGUUGGAACGGUCGAUCAAUCGUUCUCAAUUUCCUUAUGGAUUAAUCCGACUGUUUCAACUGCAGCAACAAUUGUGCAUGUAUCACUGGACUCGGCAGGUAUCGGUGGUUGGUGUUUGCCAUUUAUUGGUUUUACAACGUCGGGACAAAUAGCGGUACAAAUGUGGCAGGGAUCCUAUCCACCCUCUGUAACUGGUCCAACUCUUCUGUUAAAUACGUGGAACCAUGUCGUAGAAACGUUUAGUGUUACUAAUGGUUUGAAAUUAUACAUUAACGGUUCUCUUUAUUCAACAAAUUCAGUAUCUAAUUUUGCAGCAAGUGGUUCAUCAAUGUACCUGACUGUUGCUAGUUCUCUAUCCGGUUAUUCUCCUGCGUGUUCAGGCCUAGGGGUAAUACCAUUUACGUCUUAUCCCGGCGGUGUUGAUGAAUUAAGAAUAUAUAGUAGAGAAUUAAUCGCCCAAGAUGUUUGUACACUUUUUUAUUAUUAUUAA
Messenger RNA from Didymodactylos carnosus, 1410 nucleotides. Lineage: Eukaryota; Metazoa; Rotifera; Eurotatoria; Philodinida; Philodinidae. The record is from the annotation of a GenBank genome assembly.